AUGACGGAUACGAUGCUACUCAGGGAGAUGGAACAAAGAGGAAUCCCUUUACAGGAUUCAUGGCUUUUGUUAGUCGUAAAUCACCUUGUUCAUCAAAGGAAAUACGCUCGAGAAAACAUAACAACCGAACUCGUCUUUCCCUUUUUCAUGGCAUCCGAUAUCCGUACUUCUACAUCUGGAGCAGGUGCUGCAGCCUAUGAUAUCUCCAGCCAGCAUAAUAUCACACUUUCAAACCCGUUGUUGGUACAAGUGGUCAGAAUCAGGGAAAUUGGGAAAAGUAUCGUAAGCCAGCUUGAGUAUUUAAAUCAAUUGGAAGAACGAAAAAACCUUAAAGGCCAGCAAAUUAUUCGGCUAGUAGACGAGGAAGAUCAAGAAGACAAAGAAGGAGAUGACAGCGGUAUUGCUGAGGCACAGGAAGCCAUAUUCGACGGAAAAGGUUUUAAGUAUAUGUGUCGACUGGUGUUAGAAGAUGCGAAUGGACAAAGAUUCUAUGGUAUGGAAUGGAAGCCGAUUCCGGGAAUUCAGCUCGACACGGAUCUGGGAACAAAACUUGUUAUUCAUAAUGCCCAGGAGGGAAGAUUGAUGAAUGGAACCGAGAAUACUUUCCGAAGAAAUUAUUGCAAGAACUAA
Schizosaccharomyces osmophilus is the source of this 630-nucleotide messenger RNA. RefSeq names its product RecQ mediated genome instability protein Rmi1 (gene rmi1). The transcript has 2 exons. NCBI's taxonomy places the organism in Eukaryota, Fungi, Ascomycota, Schizosaccharomycetes, Schizosaccharomycetales, Schizosaccharomycetaceae. Gene Ontology annotation, cellular component: nuclear body; RecQ family helicase-topoisomerase III complex. Bases 1 to 630 code for a protein of 209 amino acids. Gene Ontology annotation, biological process: resolution of meiotic recombination intermediates; double-strand break repair via homologous recombination. The record is from RefSeq and is a predicted model, not a curated record.